AUGGGUUUGUCGGCAAAAACCCGAAAAAGAACCGCUUUUGUCUGCUUCAGCCUGCUCCUCAUACUCUUUGUUUCAGUGCCGUCGAUCUUUGCUCAGGAAUCUGAAGAAGAGGAAACAACUGGGAGAAUUCAAGAUCUGGGCCGGAAAAGUAAAUUUUUCGUGGACAGACUGAAGACUGGUAUUACAGAAGAUGAGAGUGGUUCAAUCACUCUUGGUGUCCCAUUGGACUCAGGACUUGGACUAUUUGAUGCAUUUUUCGCUAGUUUUUCAAUGAUCCUCGUUAGUGAGAUUGGAGAUGAGACUUUCAUAAUAGCAGCUCUUAUGGCAAUGCGUCAUCCCAAGUCCAUCGUUUUAUCUGGUGCCCUUAGUGCCUUGUUUGUGAUGACUGUACUCUCCACUGGGCUUGGUAGGAUUGUGCCAAACUUGAUAUCAAGAAAGCAUACGAACAGUGCAGCAACAGUGCUCUAUGCAUUUUUUGGGCUGCGAUUGCUCUAUAUUGCUUGGAGGUCAGAUCCUAAAGCUUCCCAAAAGAAGGAAAUCGAGGAAGUGGAGGAGAAACUCGAGGCUGGACAAGGAAAGACAAUGGUUCGGCGAAUUUUCUCUCGAUUCUGCACCCCAAUUUUUUUGGAGUCAUUCAUCUUGACGUUUUUGGCUGAAUGGGGAGAUCGUAGCCAGAUAGCGACAAUUGCUUUGGCUACUCACAAAAAUGCAAUUGGAGUUGCCGUAGGAGCUACGAUUGGACAUCUCAUCUGCACAUCAGUGGCCGUGGUCGGAGGAAGCAUGCUGGCGUCGAAGAUCUCUCAACGCACAGUAGCGACAGUUGGUGGCUUGCUUUUCCUUGGAUUCUCAGUGUCUUCAUACUUCUACCCUCCGCUGUGA
This is a messenger RNA of Oldenlandia corymbosa var. corymbosa, 879 nucleotides long. The record is from the annotation of a GenBank genome assembly. NCBI's taxonomy places the organism in Eukaryota, Viridiplantae, Streptophyta, Magnoliopsida, Gentianales, Rubiaceae.